CCAAAAGAAAUGAUAGCCGGAAACCACUCCACAGUCACUGUGUUCAUCCUUGCUGGAUUGACAGAUGCACCAGAACUACAGCUGUCUCUCUUCUUCCUCUUCCUUGGAAUCUAUGUAGUAACAAUGGUGGGGAACCUGGGCAUGAUCACUCUGAUCCUCCUCAGCUCCCACCUCCACACCCCCAUGUACUUUUUCCUCUGCAGUCUGUCCUUCAUUGACCUCUGUCAUUCCACGGUCAUUACCCCCAAAAUGCUGGUGAACUUUGUAACAGUGAAGAACAUCAUCUCCUACCCUGAAUGCAUGACUCAACUUUAUUUCUUUCUCAUUUUUGUUAUAUCAGAAUGUCAUAUGUUGGCUGCAAUGGCAUAUGACCGUUAUGUUGCUAUCUGUAACCCAUUGCUUUACAAUGCUAUGAUGUCCUAUCAAGUCUGUUUCUGGCUGAUAUUUGGAGUGUAUGGUAUGGGUUUGAUUGGUGCCACAGCUCACACAGUCUGCAUGCUAAGAGUGCAUUUCUGUGAAGGUGAUGUAAUAAACCAUUACUUCUGUGAUCUUUUUCCACUCUUGGAGCUCUCUUGUUCCAGCACUUUUAUCAAUGAAGUUGUAGUCCUGUGUUUUAGUGCUUUUAAUAUCCUUUUCCCUACACUGAGUAUCCUGAGCUCUUACAUCUUCAUUAUUGCCAGCAUCCUCAAGAUUAAAUCCACUGAAGGAAGGUCCAAAGCCUUCAGCACCUGCAGCUCACACAUGUCAGCUGUUGCUGUGUUCUUUGGAUCUGCUGCAUUCAUGUACUUACAACCAUCGUCAGUCAGCUCCAUGGACCAAGGGAAAGUGUCCUCAGUAUUUUAUACUAUUGUUGUUCCCAUGCUGAACCCAUUGAUCUACAGCCUGAGAAAUAAAGAUGUCAAACUUGCUCUAAAGAAGUUAUAUGAAAAAAAUUCUCAUGAAUAA
Messenger RNA from Myodes glareolus (Bank vole), 945 nucleotides. Its product is annotated as olfactory receptor 8G50-like. The record is from RefSeq and is a predicted model, not a curated record. Lineage: Eukaryota; Metazoa; Chordata; Mammalia; Rodentia; Cricetidae. Gene Ontology annotation, biological process: G protein-coupled receptor signaling pathway. Gene Ontology annotation, molecular function: olfactory receptor activity; G protein-coupled receptor activity. Gene Ontology annotation, cellular component: membrane.